AUGGUCAGUUUUGAUGUUCAGUCACUAUUCACAUGCCUACCUAUUAAAGACUGCAUCUCAAUUGUUACUAGAAAGCUAGAAGAUAACAACAUGCCUACAGAAUAUGCAGUAUUACUCAAACACUGCCUCACAUCUGGCUAUUUAUUGUGGAAAGAAGAGUUCUACAUGCAAGUAGACGGAGUGGCAAUGGGCUCACCUGUAUCUCCCGUAGUCGCCGACAUAUUCAUGGAGGACUUUGAGGAGAAAGCCCUUCUUACUGCUCCUGUAAAUCCAAGAUUCUACAAGCGGUACGUAGACGAUACUUUCACAAUUUUACCAUCUGACAAAGUAACUGCAUUUUUAAACCACCUUAAUUCCAUAAACCCUAAAAUACAAUUCACAAUGGAGUUAGAGGCAAACAAUACUUUAGCUUUUCUAGAUGUUUUAGUCAUCCGAAAUCCUGAUAACACUAUUGGUCAUACUGUGUACAGAAAAAAUACCCAUACCAACCGAUAUUUAAAUGGUGAAUCUCACCAUCAUCCUUCACAGUUAGCUACCGUGGGAAAAUCUUUGUUUCAGAGAGCACGAGGGAUCUGUGACAGAAAACAUCUGGCCGCCGAGCUUCAGCACGUCGAGCAAGUACUGCAAGACAACAAGCUUCGGGUCCCGCGCCUACGUCACAGUGACCGAGUGAAGCCAGCCACAGUCGAGCGUGUGCCUGCUGUACUACCCUAUGUCAGAGGAGUCACAGACAAGGUUGGCUACAUCUUGAAGCGAGCUUCCAUUAAAACGUACUUCAAGCCGCUGAAGAAGAUUAGUCAAUUUUUACCAUCCGUCAAGUGUCAAAUCCCUCUACAAGAUGCAGGAGUGUACAAGCUGGAUUGUGAAUGUGGUCUCUCGUACAUAGGACAAACAAAAAGAUCUGUUAAAACCCGCGUUAAAGAACAUAUAGCUGACGUGAAGCACCGACGUAUCGGGAAGUCUGCAGUUGGUGAACAUGUUCAAGAUCGUCCCCGCCAUUACAUUAGAUUUGAUAGACCACAAAUCCUCGCAAAAGAACACCGAUUCCUCCCAAGGAUGAUUCGCGAGGCUAUUGAAAUUAAAAAACAUCCUAAUUUCAAUAGAGAAGAUGGAUGGGUGCUGCCAUCUGCUUGGGAUCCCAUUAUUAAUAAAAUCAAAUCCAAACCCAAGUAUACCACUGCUAGACUUCAAGAUACUGUAAGCUCAUUCUGCGUAAAUCGAACCAAAAAUUAA
Messenger RNA from Parnassius mnemosyne (clouded apollo), 1233 nucleotides. The record is from the annotation of a GenBank genome assembly. NCBI's taxonomy places the organism in Eukaryota, Metazoa, Arthropoda, Insecta, Lepidoptera, Papilionidae.